Gavialis gangeticus (Gharial) is the source of this 2215-nucleotide messenger RNA. RefSeq lists its product as uncharacterized. Bases 624 to 2051 code for a protein of 475 amino acids. The transcript is spliced from 2 exons. Lineage: Eukaryota; Metazoa; Chordata; Crocodylia; Gavialidae. The record is from RefSeq and is a predicted model, not a curated record.
CCCGCGAUCGCGUCCGGCGCGGAGUGCGGGGCACUUCUCACUGCCCGCCCCGGCCGUGGGCGCUGCCGGCGCGGACACACGUUCCAACCCGGUGCAGCUUGAAGCGCGUUACGCAGCCUGCUUAAAGUGACAGCGUCAUGGGGCCUAGCGGGGCCGGCGCCGGCGCCGGGCAGUGACACUGGCCAGGCGGCAGGGAGCACUGCGGCCCGCUGGGUGAGCCGGCCCGGGCUCCGCCUGGGUCACCCCGCGGCUGGGGGCCUGUGCAGGCCUGGGCCAGGCACACCAGGCUCCCGCACCGUGGCUGAUGCCUCCAUCCCUGUGGGGAGCCAGCUGCCGACCACCGGCCUUCUUGCAGGUGGGGGCUCCGAGGCCUUCCGAGCACCCAGAGUCACAGGGCCAACGUGGUCAGGACCCCCCGGCCGAUCCAGCAGCCCCUGCAGUGAGGUAGAGGGCUGUGCCCAGCUGUGGCUGGUGAAGGACAAUGGGCAUUCACCAGGUGACGUUUGCUGGUGAUGUCCUGGUAAUUUGAGCCCGUAGUCCAGAGGGAGCAGUGGCCUCACACAACUGCUGGUAGAGGAGCAGGUACACUUCUUAGUGAGUACCCGCCUUCCUGCACCAGCACCAUGGCUCCUCACUUCCCGCGCACAAGCAGGGAGACCCAAGAGCUGCGUCGGGUCCUGCUGAUUGCCCUGCGUGACUCUCGCCGUAGGAUACGGUACAUCACACAUGGGCUGCUGACCCUGACACGGCAGCGGGAAGCCCUGGAACGUGUCCUUUUGCCAAUGCGUACUGAGCCGUGUGUCCUGCCUCUGCACCCCUGCCCGCCAAGCAUCCAUGACUGUGUGUCCAGAUUCCUCCUGGAGGAUGACGAUGAGGCCCUGCUAGAUGCCAUGAAUGCCGGGGUGCUCUGGGACCACCUCCACACUGUUGAGCGCAAGGUCUGGGCACACCCCAGCAGCACUGACUGGUGGGAGCGGGUUGUCCUUGGCACCUGGGAUGACGAACUGUGGCUCCAGACCUUCCGCAUGCGACGGGACACCUUCAUGGACAUUGCCGCCCAAGUGGCCCCCCACAUUGCACGCCAGGACAUUGUCAUGCGGCCAACCCUCAGUCCAGAGAAGCGGGUGGCCAUUGCUGUAUUGAAGCUGGCCACUCCUGGCAGUCUCCGCUACAUUGCCAACCAGUUCGGUGUCGGCAGGUCCACAGCUGGAGAGGCUGUCCGGGAGGUUUGCCUGGUCAUCCAGGAUGUCCUGGCGAAUCGCUUCAUCCGCCUCAUCAACCCACAGGAAGUGGUAGCUGGCUUCCGAUGCAUUGGCUUCCCUAACUGUGUAGGGGCCAUGGACAGUACCCACAUCCCAAUUGUCUGCCCACCCCAGGGUGGUCAGGCAUUCAUCAACCGCAAGGGCUACUACUCGGUCAUCCUGCAAGGCGUCGUUGACCAUCGAGGCCGUUUCACCCACAUCUAUGCCGGCUGGGCAGGCAGUGCCCACGAUGCCCGUGUCUUCCGAAACUCCCCUCUCCCCAACCUGAUGGAGAGUGGGCGCUAUGCCUCCGGGCUCCCUGAUUGUGUCAUUGGCGAUGUUGUCAUCCCCCCCCUCAUCAUCGGUAACCCAGCUUACCCCUUCCUGCCCUGGCUGAUGAAGCCUUAUGAGGGCCAGCUGGACCGUCGGAAGGAGCAUUUCAACCAAUGCCUGAGCAGGUGCCGUAUGGCGGUCGAGUCCGCCUUUUGCCGCCUCAAGGCACGUUGGCGGGCUCUCAGCGCGCGCCUCGAGGUGGACAAAGAGAACCUGCCACGACUCAUCAGUGCCGCAUGUGUCCUACACAACAUCUGUGAGACCAGAGGGGAGGUAUUCCUGGAAUCCUGGGCAGAGGAGGCACAGCGCGCUGACCGGGCAUGUCAGCGUGAGCGCACACGGCGCAGGGAUACAGAUGAGGGUGAGCCCUCCGCCACUGUUGGGGGCUCUGGCACUGCACAACAGCAGGCUGGCCCUAUCCGUGAAGCCCUGGCUGACUACCUAGUCACCCUUGCAGACCGGGGAGCCGAGGAGUAGAGGCAGCAUGCUCUUUCUGCCCAUUUAUUCGCAACAGGCUGUGCUUCAUCCCCUGAGCCACAAAGCAGGAUUUGCUGGAAUGGGGUGCGAUGAUGACACAAACCUUGUUUUAUGCUUUUGUAUUUGUAAAAAAUGUGUUAUUAAUAAAGAGAACCUGCAGAACA